AUGGAAUUAAAGCUUCAUAGUCCGGCAGGAGCCGAAGCUGUCAGUUACACGUGGCCUCUGUCGAAUUCGGAUGGGAAAGAAGGAGCUAAUGAAAUCAUUGAAACCAUAAGAUGGGUGUCGGAAGAUAUCCCGGAGCUGGAGACGGCAUUGGAUAACAAUAUCUUACAGGACUAUGAUGUCAAGAGCUAUGAAAGUAUGAAACAACUGUGUGACAAGUAUAACAGGACCAUUGACAGCAUCCUCCAGUUGUGGAAAGGGACAUCACGUCCACAGAAAAUUAAGGAGCGUCCAUCGACUGGCUUGCUUAAGCAUAUUCUCCAACAGUGUUACGACCAUGCUGUCAAAGAUCCAGAAAGACUCAACCAGUACGAGCCCUUCUCCCCUGAGGUUUAUGGAGAAACAUCAUUUGAUCUGGUGGACCAAAUGAUAAAAUCCAUCAACUUCUCAGAAACUGACUACUUCAUAGACCUUGGGAGUGGAGUUGGCCAAGUUGUCCUACAGGUGGCAGCAGCAACAUCCUGUAAAAUGUGCUACGGUAUUGAAAAAGCAGAAUAUCCAGCUAAAUAUGCUGAGGAUAUGGAAACACAGUUCAAGCGAUGGAUGAAAUGGUAUGGAAAAAAGAACAGCAAUUACCAACUAGACAAAGGUGACUUCUUGUGUGAUGAAAUGGUUGAAAAAAUAAACAAUGCCACUGUGAUAUUUGUGAACAACUUUGCAUUUGGACCUCAGGUAGACCAUCAGUUAAAACUACGAUUUGCCAAUAUGAAAGAAGGAGCCAAAAUUGUAUCUUCCAAGGCCUUCUGUCCACUAAACUUCCGUAUCACUGACAGAAAUCUCAGCGAUAUCGGAGCAAUAAUGCAUAUCACAGAGUUGUCCCCUUUACGCGGUGCAGUCUCUUGGACAGGAAAACCAGUCACAUAUUUCCUACAUACAAUAGAUCGGGCUAUGUUGGAGAAAUACUUCCUUCGAAUGAAAAAUCCAAAACUGAAAGAUGAAGAAGAUGUACGUAGGGAUCGCAGAGGGAGGCCAAUCCAUCUACGCGAGAAACAUACCUGUUGUGCUGGUCAUGGAGACUCCAAGCCUCAUGAAGAGCUGAAAAAUGGUGCUUUGAAGAAAAAGAUUCGAGCUUUAGAGAUCAACAAGAAUGAAAUACCAGCUCUGAACGUUAUCAAGGACCACUCGUAUCAGGCCGCUCGUAACCUUGACUUUGACAGUGCCAGUAAUGCAAGCACUGGAACAAGUGUGAGUGGCACGACAGAGGAAAUAUCUCAGGUUCUCGGUGGCCCCACAACUCGGCGACAGUGGUCUGAGUGUCUCAACAAACCAGCUCCGGAAAUAGUUUCACCCGAACACCCUCCCAGCUUCCGGGAAGAAAGUGAUGAGAAUGCUGUGGUGGUUGACAUACCGAAGAAAGUGACAAGGACAAGAGCAGCGAAGACUGCAUCUAAGCGUUUGAGGAAUGGACAGUUGAGGAAAGAACCUCGCACAGUUGGUGAAGCAAGCAGUACCCCUCCAGUAACAGGGAGAAAGAAAUCUAGUCUGGGAAGCCGGACAAGAGCCAACAAAAACAAGGAAAAGGAGAAAGUUCUCGGACUGGACAGCCUCAAUCUGCUACACACGCACACACUCAUGUCGACAGCUGCAUCACCAGAGAGCAAUGAUAAGUGGAAUGACCGAAGUAUGGUCUCCAUGUCAAAUGCAUUCUUCAAGCCAAGCACUCAGGCCCAGACUGUUUCCUCGCUAGAGACUGAACCGGCCCUUCAACGUCUGCUGGAUAUGUUUAGACACCAGUACAACAAGUUCUUGGCAUUCAUGCAGACACCAGACUACAAGUCCAACCUGUUACUUCAGAUUGACCAAGAAAGGGAAAAGCAGUCCUGUUUAAAGUCAAGAGUGGCGUAUCUAGAAAAGCAGAUUUAUGGCUUACAGAAGGACAGUGUUGGACAGUUGAAGGCUAGGAUGAGUGAAAUUGACUUUGUUUCCCAGCUUGGCAUUGAUACAGAUUGUCCCUCUGAUUUCCUCACCAAGGCUAAGUCAAUAGUCCAGGAACACAAGGAACUGGAGGGUCAGAUGGGAACACUGAAAGGCCAGGUUGCAUCAUUGGAAGCAGAACAACGUAAACUGGUGGAAAUUCAACAGCAAGUUCUGCUGGAAAAGACUGGAGGGAUAAAUGGCAAGAAAAAUGGAUUCCACAAACCAACAGCUCAAGAGAACAUAUUGAAGGAAAUCAACGUCUCCUCUUCUCAAAAGAAGAAUAUGAUUCACAAAGUCCAGGAGCUGGAAGUGAACUUAAAUGAUGUACAACAGCAUAAGCUGGCUAGAGAGGAAGAUGACAUUAAAGGUGAUGACAGCCCAUCUCAGGACUCUGGCAUCAGCCUUACACCAACCGUUCCACCUCCCCAGUCACCCGACGAGGCAGCUACUACUGAUCAUUUGUCAGGGAAAACUUUAGGCUCAUAUUUUCAAUCUACAGCUGACAAAUCUCAGGACCAAACCAGCGUUUCAUCAGUGGACACCAAGCAAACAAAGAUUGUUACUGGUGCUAAAGGUGGCGUCCGAUUGAUGUCAUCAUGUAACAAUCAUCUCGAUCACAAACCUAGUGUGAAAGACUCAGGUACUAUAGGAGUUAGUGCUAGUUCUCAUGAAAACCAUUCCAGUGUAAAAUCAUCGUCAUAUAUGUCAUCAUCAUCAUCAUUAUUGUCGUCACCAUCAUGUAAAUCCAGUGAUGGGUAUAAUCCUGGAGCCCUCUCUAUAAGAAUCCUUCUGGAAGCUAGUGGGGAACAGGCACGCCAACGAAACAGGGGCGAGAUAGCUUCAAGAUUGGCUGGUUAUAAGUCAGGUGUGGUGAAAGACUUGAAUCAUGACUCAACUGUAAAGUUAGAGAGUGGGCGGGCAAAGAAAGAGUCAAAGUCUGGUCAUGUGAUUGACCCAACAGCUCACAUAUCCCAGUCUUCACUACCAGCAAAUAGUAGUCAGGGUAAUGUGUUAGUGACACACAAUAAAAAAGUCAAAUUACCAAAUGGGGUCAAAGCGUCUGCUAAAGGUGUAGCUCUAGAGUCAAACCGACCCACUCUUCCAGUCAGCAUACCACUUGACCAGCAACAGAAGGAGCAGCUACGACAGAAAAUCCUCAAUCGAACUGGACCAAGCAAACAUGAGACUGGUGAUGUUGCAAGUCAGUUGUCAAAGCAGUUGAGCAAAUCGGAUCACGAUGCUGGGUUUUAUUCCCCCAUCAGUCGACCCAGUAGCCGUGGUAGCACUACAGAGUCAGCUGACGAGCCUGGAUGCGACAUAACCACAUCACACUCAUACAGUCCUGCCACAGCUUCAAACAGUCCCCGAGGCCCUGGGUACAGCUCAUCCAGACACAGGGCUGAUUUAAAAAACAAGUCAUCAGGUCACAUGUCUGUAAUUAAUACGUUUGUAGAUAACACAGCCAGCCAAGCCAAGUCAAACAGUUCACCACAUGGAAAAAGUUCUAGGGUACACACAGAUCAACAGAAAUUCAACCUAGCAGAGGCUUUGCUUCAAAUGUCAGAGGUUAGAAAUGUUAACAAACCAGUGUCCCCUCGACAGCCUUCCACAACCCAAAGUAUGCCGUCAAAAGGUGUGGACAGUUCUAAAUCGCCCAAAAUGAGGUACAGCCUUGAGAGCUACCAGGCUGCUGACAGAAAACGACUGAAACGAAAGAAGGUAGAAGUCCUUGAAAAUGAGAGUAAAAAGAUGGCCUUGUCCUCUAAUGUUGGAAACUUCACCUCUUCUCAUGGAGUAUUAGAUGGCAUGUUGGGUCACACCUCAGGGAUGAGUUCAUUCUCAUCUCCUGAUUCUGGAAAAUCAACUCCACUUGUGCAGAGCCCAUUGUUUCCAACGGCCAGACCAAAACACAAAAGUCAUUUCAACCUCCAAAAUGCCAGUGCUAAAGAUUCGCCAAGCAAGAACUGGCAAGCUCAGAUCAGCAGUGGUUUUGAUGCCCUCGUUGCUCUGGCUUCCUCGGAACUAGAUAAAAAUCGUGAAAUUCGUAGAAAAAGUUUAGAAGGGCAAAGUCCUAGUCCAAGAAAAACUCAAAUGGUAUCAUCCAAGCAACAUGUGUCUCUACGAGACUCAAUGAGGAGAGAUGCUGAUAAAAGACGGGGUCCUAAAACUCCGCCUGGUUCUCCCCCUCGAACUAAACGAGGUCCAAGAACUCCCCCAGGAUCUCCACACACACAGAAAACAGGGAUCAAUGGUCGCAGAAAUAAUAGUUACAGUUCAAGUCGAAGCCGAAGUUGUAGUCUUUCCAGAACUUCUAGUCACACACGGAGCAGCAGGAGCAGCUCCCGCAGUAGUAGUUACUCCAGUAGUCGGAGCAGGAGUCGAUCUCGGAGCUCAUCCUCCAGCCGGAGUUCCGGUAGUGGGCGCCACAGGAACACUAAAGUUAAUGUGAAGAAGGCUAGUGAAACCAUAAAUAAACCAGUGGUAUCUCGUACAGUGAUGAACUCCAGUAUGAAACCAGUAACCCAGCAAUACUCAGGAAACAAUAGUACAAAUAUGCCAAAGCAGCCUGCAUCUCUAGCUAGCAAUGCUGUAACUGGCACAGUGAUGAACAGUACUAAUUAUUGUGUUUUAAACAAUGGUACCUCCUUUGGGGGAGGGAUGAUGUUGAUGACAAACAAUCAGCUUCACACUGGUACCACCACAACUGGUAUUCCACAGCAACCAAUGACCAAUCAAAUGCCAAUAAUUCCUUCAUCCAUACCUAGUAAUUUAGUCGUGUUGUCAUUCACCCCUCAGAACAAUGGCAUGAAUAAUCAGAUAAUUGGAGGUCCUACAUCCACCCUUCAGACUAGUACCAUGAACCAACAACCUGUUCCCCAGGCUCAGAUGCCUAAUUUGUCUGAACAGUUAAAGCAAUGUGCUAAACAGCCCCCUCCACCCCCACCCAACAACGACAAUACUCAGAAGGGAUUGACCUUACAGCCAGCAACACAAAAUAUUCACUACACAAAUGCUGGACCAGUGUUUGUUUCCACUGCUCCAAACUUCAGUUUGCCUGAUCUCAGUAGACCACCCCCUAACAUGGCUCUGAAGCCACCCAACUCGAGUCUUCCAGGUGGUGGGGGAGGAACUGUAGUGACUAAUCCAACAGGUCAACUACAGAUGUGUGCUGGUGGGGCAGGACAACCUGCCACACCAGUCUUCACCAUUAACCACCGUCCACCUUCCAUCACCCCCACCCCAAUUAGGCCACGAUCUGAUCUACCUCCUAGGCCAAUGACCACAUUCAAUGAAAGGCCUUUCACACCAGGUAAUGUUGGCAAUAUACCUGAUUUUACUCGGCCUCCAGUGAACUUACAGCCAAGACUGCCCUCACCUGCUAAAGUUCCACACCCACAGCAGGGACCUAGGCCACAACAGAACCAACCUGCCAAUUUCCGCGGGCCCAUACAAAUCCGUCCAGCCAUAUCUAACCAAACUGGUCCUAGGUUAGAUGCCUCGGCCACAAGGUUCCAAGGCUAUACCGCUCUACAGCCAACCCAACAGGCUAACAACAUAAGAUUGGGACUGUUUGCUAACCAGGGCGGACCGAGGCAGCAGUUUACUGGAGGAGGACAGCAAAAUUGGCAGAUGUGACCAAAAGAAUGGAAUACUUGUGGCCUUGACUCUGUUUGUGAUGACCUUUACCUGGCCAAAGGUCAGCAUUAUUGGAAGGACUGAAAAUGGCAAAGUUUAAGGGAGAUCAUCUUACGCACAACUUGCUACAUAUAUUUCAAUUUUAUUUCCACUACUGAUCUCAUGGACAAACACAGACACUUCAGCAGUGUUUUCCAAAUUCAUGUUAAAUUAACCGUUGGUUGUUACCAAGUUUAUGCUGCUGACAAAGGUUUGAUGAGCACUCUUAUAGCAGUUUAUCAUCAAAGCUAUAGACUACAUUUGGCUUAACUGCCCUC
Molecule: messenger RNA, 5927 nt
Organism: Ylistrum balloti
Lineage: Eukaryota; Metazoa; Mollusca; Bivalvia; Pectinida; Pectinidae
Product: histone-lysine N-methyltransferase, H3 lysine-79 specific-like
Exons: 25
Coding region: 1-5610 (1869 amino acids)
Biological process (GO): DNA damage checkpoint signaling; DNA repair; regulation of transcription regulatory region DNA binding
Cellular component (GO): nucleus
Molecular function (GO): histone H3K79 methyltransferase activity
Source: RefSeq, a predicted model, not a curated record